Messenger RNA from Thelazia callipaeda (thelaziosis nematode), 744 nucleotides. The record is from the annotation of a GenBank genome assembly. Lineage: Eukaryota; Metazoa; Nematoda; Chromadorea; Rhabditida; Thelaziidae.
AUGCUUGUUUCUGAGUAUGACAAUGUACACAUAAGACGCAUCUCAUUGGCUGAAUUCACAGGACUUGAAGAGUUUGUGAAUCGGAAAGAAAGAUUGAAGAAAGCACAAACUUCCAAAGAUGAAAGCAAGAAGAAAUUGUUACCAUCUACUAGCCUCAUUGAUACUUAUAGUGAUCGACGUCGUUGUAAUGCGUGUAUUUCGGAAAGUUUAAGUAAUCUGAACAUGAAUGAAAUACUAGAACAAGAACCAGUUCAAAAGUCAAAACAAAUUGUCAAUUUUGAUGACAUUUAUGAAACAAUCGAAAAAUCACAACAGCAUCUUGAAAAAACCAUGACUGCAUUACCAAGUCAAUCACCACGUAAAUCAUUUGAUUCAGAAAGUGAAAGGUGUGAUUUACUAACUGAAAGUCGAAAGCUUGCAGGAGCUUGUAAAACAAUGGUAAGUAUGAUGAACGAGGAUGCAAAUAACAAGAAUCUGCUCGCAAUCAUUAAUGAAGUUAUUGAAAGAUCAGAAAGGGUAACUCAUACCACAGAAAAAAUGAUUCAAAAGUCAAAUUCUAUUUUCCAAGCACAAUUAAUAACUUCAAACACUAACCAGAUGCUUGGAUCACUACUGAAUGUGAUGAAAAGCUAUGAAGAAUUACAGAAUAAUAAAAGUGAUGAUUGCAUGAAACGUUUCACAUCGCGAAGUACUACAUUAACUGCAACUAUAAUGCAACUUUUAUCUGCUCUAAGAUCAGUAUAA